Pipistrellus nathusii (Nathusius's pipistrelle) is the source of this 2646-nucleotide messenger RNA. The record is from the annotation of a GenBank genome assembly. Lineage: Eukaryota; Metazoa; Chordata; Mammalia; Chiroptera; Vespertilionidae.
AUGGAGCCCCUGCGGGGCGCGGCGGUGGGGCAGCAGGAGCAGGAGGAGCAGGAGCUGCUGGCGCGGGCCUUCUUCUCCUGGGCCGAGUUCAGCCGGUUCUUUGACGCGUGGUGCCAGCAGCGGCGGGCGCUGUUCUUCGUCCAGAGCUCCAUGCACCUGACGCGCUGCCACUGGGCCCGGCUGCCCCCGCUCCACGCGCUCAUCGACGAGCUCAAGUACAGCUACGUGCGGCUGGUGUGCAAGGACGUGCGUGCCCCCAGCCGGCCCGCCAUGGGGCACCAUGAGGCGGGCUGCCCCGCCUUCAUCAUCGUCAAGCUGAGCCCGCUGCGGGACCGCCUGGUGGUGACGGAGUGCCAGCUGACCCACUCGCACCCGGCCUGCCCCAUCGAGUUCGCCUACUACUUCCGCCCCGGCCGCCUGCUGGCCAACACCUGCCUGCCGGUGCGCACCACCAACAAGAUCUCCAAGCAGUUCCUGGUGCUGGCCGACGUGCACCGCCUGCUCUCCUACUGCAAGGACCGCGACCACAGCGUCAUCGACGCCCUGCGCGUGCUGCAGGGGCUCUUCCACAGGGACCCCGAGGCCAAGGUGAAGCUGGUGUUCAUGGAGAACCAGGCGGUGGUGGAGACCGUGUUCUUCCUGACGUCGCGCACGCGCGCGCUGCUGCGGCGCUUCCCGCGCCUGCUCCUGGUGGACCGGCUGCCGGGCCUGCAGGGCGCGCUGGACCUGCUGGCCGUGCUGUGCGUGGACGGCGCGGGCCGCGCGCGCCAGGCCGCCUGCUGCGUGGCGCGGCCGGGCACGCCGAGCCUGCUGCGCUUCGCGCUGGCCUCGCUGCUGCAGAGCGCGCCCGAGGUGAAGGGCCGCGUGCGCUGCCUGACGGCGGGCCCCGAGGUGGCGGCGCAGCUGCCCGCCGUGCGCCAGCUGCUGCCCGGCGCCCGCGUGCAGAUCUGCCGCGCGCAGGGCCUGGAGGCGCUGUUCAGCCGCGCGCAGGAGCUGGGCGGCGCGGGCCGCGAGGACCCGGGGCUGUGGCCGCGCCUGUGCCGCCUGGUGGGCGCCCCGUCGCCCGCCGCCUACGCCGAGGCGCUGGCCGAGCUGCGCGCCCACGGCCCCGCCGCCUUCGUGGACUACUUCGAGCGCCACUGGGCGUCCCGGCGCGACAUGUGGGUGCGCUUCCGCGCCUUCGAGGCGGCCCGCGCGCUGGACGCGUGCGCCCUGGUGCGCGGCCACCGCCGCCGCCUGCUGCGCCGCCUCAGCCCGUCCCGCAGCCUGGCGCAGUGCCUGCGCGACCUGGUGGCCAUGCAGUGGGCCGAGGCCGCCGGGGAGGCGGCGCUGGACGGCGGCGGGGGGCCGUGGCUGGAGGGCGAGCGGGGCAAGGGGGUCCCGGCGGAGGAUGAGAGAGAGAAGGGCCAGGGCCGGGAGAACGGGGACUGGGGGGGCGCCCCGUUAGAGGAGUGGGCCCGGGAGCUGGAGGCCGGAGACGGGCCCGGGGCGCAGUCGGAACACGAGAAGGAGAGGGGGGUGCAGAUGCGGUACUGGAGAGGGGUGCAGCUGGAGAACCAGAAGGUGAGGGGGCUCGAGGGGAGCGUGUGGAGAAGGUCCCAGCUGGAGAGCGAGCACCGGGGCUGGAGGGGGGCCCAGUUGGAGGGGGAGGGGGACUGGGGCCUGGAAGGUUACGCCUGGAGGGGGGCCCCCGUGGAGGACCAGGGCCUGAGGGGGCUGGAAGGGCACCCCUGGAGGGUGGACGGGAGGGCCCCGCUGGACUGGGCCAGGGGCCCGGAGGGAGGAGGCUGCAGGGGCAGGCAGGGGGCGGAUGCAAAAGCCUCUGGGCUGAAGCCGGGGGGCCAGAGUGGGCUCCCGGGGGAAGCGGAGAAGGGAGGGCGGGUGGAGGUCGGGAACUGGAGGGGGGUCCAUUCGGAGAAGCCCCCGGAGCCGGUCCCUGAGGACAGAGACCAAAGGGCGCCCCUUUGGGGACCGGAGAGGAGAGGGCGGGAAAUCAGAGAAGAGAGGGGAGCGCGGCCGGGGGGCAAGAGGAGAAGGGACCUGGAGGACGUAGUUCUGGUCCAGCUGGGGGACACGCGGCUGACAGGCCUGGAGAACGGAGGAGGCGGGGGAGCGCCGUCUGGGGGCCCCAAGAACCCAGGUUGGCCGGGCAGGGAGUGUGCGGAUGCCGGAGGGGGGUGUCCGGGGCUGGGGAACGGGGUCGUGUGCGGCACCCCCACGGGGACCGCGGUGGAGAGUGACCCUGAACGGGCAGGGGACAGGCUUCAGGACGGACUCGAAGGAGAAGGCCCGGGAGAACCAAAGAGACCUCGCUGCCCGUCCGGAGAGCGGGAGGCGGACCGGGAGCCGCUGGCCAAGUUCCGAGCGGCCUGCGGGCCGGAGCUGGCAGACCUGGUGGCCGAGGAGCUGUCCUUCGCCAGGCAGCACGGGGCCCGGGGCUUCCACACGACCGGGGCGGGCUUCGCCCUCAAGGACGGCGCCUCGGACUUCUUCCUGGACGCCGCCCUGACCCGCUGCAGCUGCUCCAUCCACGCCGCCCGGCGCCUGCCCUGCCGCCACCUCUUCGCCGCGCGCCUCCUCACCGGGGCCGCCUUGUUCCACGCGGACCUGCUCAGGGGCUGCUGGGGGAGGGCCCCCGAGUCCUGA